CUGCCUGGGGCUCGUGCUUUCCGCUCAGCCUGCGUGGCAGUCCGCUCGAAUGCUAAGGAACUGGGGAGGCGGUGCUGGGUGCACGGCAGGGCGGGGAUGAAGAAGCCCGCCUGAAUCUCCCCCCCUCCCUGCAAUCUCGAUGCCUAAAUUGAAUGGAGAGGCGCAACGAAGCUUUGGUUCCCACCACUACCACCUUUUUGACUUUCCGAGGCCUCCUCUGGCGCUGUUCUUCUGGUGAAGCAUCCGAGCCCCAUCAGCUGGUUGUGGCCGCUUUUGGAGAAAGCUCCCCUGCAAGCCAAGCAUGUCUUCAGCUAAACAAAGGAGUAAUAAAGGCGGCGGCGGCGGCGGCGGCGGCGGCGGCAGUGGUUCCUCUCCGUCCGAAAAAGGAGCCCAUUCCAGCCUCCCCGAUGACGUGGCGAAGAAGCACCCGCAGCAGAGCCAGGCUCAUUCCAAGGGCGCCAAGGGGAGCUCCCCGGCGCCUGGCGCAGGGAAAGCUUCCUCCGCCCUGAGCCUGGGGAAGCUCUUCAGCGGUCUCUUCUACCUUGUUCUCUUGGCAGUGGCCGGCCUCUCCGGCUGGGGCGCCCACCGCCUGUGGGAAGAAGUGAGCCACAUCAGCCAAAGGCAAGAAGGCUUCGUGAGGCAGCGAGAGGAGCUGGCCCGCACCUUGGCGGGCGUGGAGCAAAAGAUACAGUCUCUUCAGUCUGCAUUUGGAGGUUUUGAACUGACGCUGAAAAACUCUCAGCAAAAACAAGAUAUCACAGAGAAGGCUGUUAGACAGGGGGAGAGCGAGAUCAAUCGCAUCAGCGAGGUUCUUCAGAAACUACAAAAUGAAAUCCUGAAAGACCUGUCUGAUGGCAUCCACGUUGUGAAAGAUGCCAGAGAACGAGAUUUCACUUCUCUGGAAAACACCGUGGAAGAAAGGCUGACAGAGCUUACGCGGUCCAUAAAUGACAACAUAGCGGAAUUCACCAAUGUCCAGAAACGGAGCCAGGAGGAAAUAAAUGAAGUAAAAGCAAACAUAGCUUUGCUGAGUGAACCGGGGGCAUACAAACAUGAACUACAGGCUUUGAAAAGUGUUGUUGACGAGAUGCAAGCAUCCAUGAGAGCUAAAGAGAAGGCCAUAGAGUCAUUGCAAAGCACUAUUGAUUUAAUGGAGUCAGACGUGUUGUCCGAAGUCAAGGAACUUGUCAACCUCAAACAGGAGCAUGACAAGUUCAAAGAGGCAGCUGACACGGAGCACCUUUCCUUACAAGCUUUGGAAGAAAAGGUCCUUAAAGCAGAGGAGACCAUUGCAAGUUUUCCUGAUGAGCUUCAGCGACUUAGUGAAGACUUGCUGCACAUUAAAACCUCUGCUAAUGUACAAGAAAGCUAUUCAGUCCCUGAAGACAUCCUACAAACUCUGCAAAAGGACAGUGAACGAUAUGACUCCAGGUUCAGGACCAUAGAAGAGAAACUCCAGUCUUUGAGUUCAACUGCCCAGCAUGUAGAAAUGGAAGAAUCUUUUGCCUCCAAGUAUGAGAGCAAGCUGGCUGCUUUAGAAGAAGGUAUUGGCUCUCUCCGUGAUUCUUUAGAGAGUGAUGCACGUUCACUGACGGAUACUGUAAGGAGUCUGAGCGAAUCUCAGCUCUCAAUGUACAGUGACAUUGACGAACUACGGAGAAGUAUGAGCGACUUGUCAAACAAUGCUGAUGCACUCGAUAGGAUCCAGAAUGAAGUUCGUGCUCUGCUGGACCGAGAAAAGCCACCGAUGGCUGUGGGUCAAUCUAAACAUCACCUAGAAGAACUGUCCUCUUUGAAAAGUUCUGUUGGUGAACUGCGCUCUUCUGUUGACCAGGCUGAAUCUGAUUUAAAGAUGCUCAGAACUGCAGUGGAUAGUUUAGUUGCUUACUCUGUGAAAAUAGAAACCAACCAGAACGAUGUGCAGUCAGUGAAAACCACAUUGGAUGACUUAAGGAAUGACCUGGACAGGUUGUUCGUGAAAGUAGAAAAAAUACACGAGAAGAUCUAAGUAUCCAGAGAUAAACAUGUAUAACAAUUACCAAAAAAAAAAAAAAAUGCUUUCAUAGGCCAAGGCUCUCAUGGGGGAAGUGGAAUUACUGGUAGGUCUGAAACAAAGACCUACUAAUGCCUGUAGAAAAAAAAAUAAUAACACAGUUUGGCACUUUUUAACAAGAAAUAGCUAGGGCAAAUAACUUGGUUGUGCUUCUUAGUAGUGUAACGGAGAAUAAAGGCAAAUUAGGACUAUUUAUGACUUGAUCCAAUCCAAGACAUGGGGAUCCCUUAUACAAAUGAAUGUCCAUUAAUUUGAAUGGAAGAGGAAAACCUGUGUACGCGUUGCUUGGUGCAUGUAGCUCUGCUACCACCAUUGAAAUAAAUGAAAGUACUUGUUUUAUGCAAGAGUUCUACGUACAUACGGCUCUGGAUUUCUCUCUGUGUGUACCGUAGCUGCAGAAAAAUCAUUGUAUGGAGGAAGGUUAUAUAAUCCAAUUUAGGAUUUGGAUCUCCCAGAAUCUGUGGCUAGGCUACCUUGUAGUUCUCCUAAUAAGAAUAACUGUUCCAUAGCAAAACCAAAGAGCACAUAUUGUUGUACAUCUCUCCCUAUCCUGGGGCUUUGAGCGGAUCACAGGGAAUAAGAAUCUGCAAUAAACGAAGGCAUUUUGCCUUCAGCAAACACAACACCACUCACUUUGUGGCAGAUUAAAAAUAUUUUUUCUGAGUUUGUAGUUCAUUACUCCAGAGUUUUGUAGGAACUGAGUUGGGGAGCUGAAACCAGAUAAAUGACAAUAUGCCAUAAAGAGAGGGGUAAGACAGGACGGUACAUAAGAAUUUUCUUUUCCAAACCAUUUUUUAAACAGAUUUCCCCCUUGAUGCAGCAGGCAAUAACGUUAUCACUUUGAGAUCUAUGCCAAGCACCUGCUCUUCCAUCAUUGACUUCAGUGUAACAGAACUGGACCUCAAACUUGAUCAAAUGGUAGAUAUGGAUACUUGUUGAAAGAAAGAAACAUUCUAAAUAAUAAUAUUUUUAAGAGAACCACUGAACUAUACAACUGCCUGGAUCCUUGUUUACCUCCUUUUAGAAAUAUUCUGUAUUUUGGGUUUUUGUACUUUGUUUACUGAAAUGUUUAGAAAUAUUAGAAAGGUACCCAUAUGUAGAUGGAGGCUUUUUUCCCCUCCCAAAAUGCUGGUGAGAUGUAUGCAGACUUUCCCAAGUUGUUAGAUCUGCCCAUGGUGAUAUUUCCAAAAGCAGCAGAAACAAUACUUGGGUAAAGGGCACAAAAUAUGUUACUGUCAAUGUGUGUGUUCUGAAGAUGCUGCCAAGGGACCAUAAGCCUUAAAAAAAAGGAUGCACUGUAUUGAUAUAGUGUUAUUUGUCUACGUUUGUUUUUGCUGACUUUCCUUUGAGUCUUGGAACAACUGUGUAGUUGACUGUGAAAUCAAGUUUUUCUCCCACCAAUAUCUGGAAUACCUAAUAAACACUUGGAACUCUA
Molecule: messenger RNA, 3488 nt
Organism: Gekko japonicus
Lineage: Eukaryota; Metazoa; Chordata; Lepidosauria; Squamata; Gekkonidae
Gene: CKAP4
Product: cytoskeleton-associated protein 4
Exons: 2
Coding region: 302-2008 (568 amino acids)
Cellular component (GO): rough endoplasmic reticulum
Source: RefSeq, a predicted model, not a curated record